This is a messenger RNA of Macrobrachium nipponense, 10023 nucleotides long. RefSeq lists its product as uncharacterized. The transcript has 9 exons. The coding region runs from base 342 to 8093 and encodes 2583 amino acids. The record is from RefSeq and is a predicted model, not a curated record. Lineage: Eukaryota; Metazoa; Arthropoda; Malacostraca; Decapoda; Palaemonidae.
GCCGCCAACGCUGUCACAAGGAACGUUCCCGCUCCCUCUCUCCCUUCGCCCUCCCUCACUCGAGUUUUCGCGGUCACGGCCACGAGGGAGACAACGCAUCUUCACCUUGAAUAUCAGAGUUGCGACUGUGAUUCUUACGCUACUAAUCUCAUGUGAUACUUCGAUAUAAAGACAAUACAAAUAAUACUGUUCCAUCAGUGACAAUAUUUCUUUGACGAAGGAAAAAUAACGCUUGACUCCUUGGCAUUAUCUAAAAAGAACCUGAUGGUCACUCGGCAUCAACAAGUGAUCUCUAGUUUUUAAGGCGGCCUUAGAUGACCCUUAGGUGAUUAACAGCCAGGAUGGACUGGUUUCAAGCGCUCUUGACAGCCCUGCUGAUGAACACCAUUGCAGGGAUAUCGUUGAAAUGUGGAGAAGACAUCGUGAUACACAGAGGGGAAAAGAAAGUCCUCCGAUUUUGGAGUUCGGAAGAUGAGCUCCUCAACGUUGAUGUCUUGUCCAAGGCCAAAAACGACACGGAAACCGAGACCAGACCGUUCAGGCAUGAGCAAGUCGAGGGAGGUGCAGUUACAGGAACUACUGGAGGCGUUUCAAACACUGCCCACGCUGGACAAAGUUACUCCUCAGGAACCAUUUCAAGUAGUGUGGAAGGUGCCACUGAAAGUAACAAAUUCAGAACAGACAUUGAGACAAGCGAUGCAGACGAUGGUGUCAGGGAACAAAACAGUGGAAAUGAGUUGUAUUACUCCUUUAAGCCCAAUGCAACUCAUCAACAGGAUGUGGUAAAAAUAAGUGAAAGUGAUCAGGAAGUUACUUCAACACCAGUAUUUGACCAAACAGAAAAACCAACACAAAAAAUUAAUAAGCAAAGUAACGAAGAACUCACAGACUCCCCAACAGUUACUGAAAUUAGUACACAAAACACUAAUAUGGAAGAACAAAGCGGCAAUGACAAAUUAGGAGAUGAACCGCCAGAAAUUCUUGAUAAUGCCCACAACAGCGAUGAUGGACUGCCAACGUUUACAGAGAUCAUACCUAGUAACAUAUAUGAUAGUGACACUAAAAGCAAAGUCACAGAAAAUGAAAAUACAGAAAGUCAUGAUAAUCAAGAGCAUGUGGAAAAUCACACAACUUUUCCAGAAGAUAACCAGGAGAGUGGCACUGAGGGUGCAAGAACUUCGGCCCCAGACAUCACAGGUUAUUUGGAAAUUGAUACCAAACCAAAUGUCUCCUCUCUACAUAGAAAUGAAAGCCAUGAUACUCAAGAUGAUAAGCUGCAAGUAUCUCCACAAGCAUCUAAAGUAAAUAAUUACCUAAUAGGUAGUCAUGCACAAAAUGAUUCAGAUAACCCACAUUUCGAUUCAAUUGACAAUGAUGACAAUAAAGUGGUAUAUAAUACAACAACUGAUCCAUUGACUGACCAAAGACAAGAGCAGGGCAAUUUAGGAAAUGUGUUACCAGAAAUUCUUGAUGGCAUUCCAACAAAGAAUAAAACAAAUCAAGCUCAUAACAUACCCACAAAGACAGUAAGUAUGCCUAGUGAUGCGCAUAAAAUAGGAGGCGAAAACAAUGUUACAAACAUGGAACAAACAGACGGUAUUCCAUUUAAUACAAAUGCAGGCGAGGGUAUUAAAGGCGUCAAAAACAAAGAAUCUGAGCAAAAUUUCACAACUUUUUCAGAUAACAAUAAAAAAAGUGACAAUAGGGAUUCAGGAACCCCAAUAGUCGGUACCAAAAGUGUUGUAGAAUCUGUUACCAGUCCAAAUGUUUUAUCUUUACACAAAAAUGAAAGCCAUGCAACCCAAGAAGAUAAACAUCCAGGCUCCCCACAAAGCCUUGGAGACGAUAACAGUCACAAAUAUCACCAUGCAGAAGGCCACACACAAAGUGAUCUAAACAGUCCACAUCUUGACUAUGCUGAUGAUGAUGAUGUUGGGGAACUCACUACACUUGGCCCAUGGACUAAACUAAGGCAGCCACAGGAGAAAGUAAAAGAUAAAGUGAUGCCUCAUCAGAUCCAAGACCAACAACAAAAUGAACAGCAAGGGACUGCUGGAUUAAUCCUUAGCCCAAAUACCGAGAUUCCCGAUUUACUCACAACUGCAAAGUCUUUCACAUCAGUACCCCAUGAAAAACCUGUGAGCGAUACUCUGUUUCUCGAACCUGAAGCCAGUGAAACAACAACUUUAUUCUAUAGAAGAAUUUUUGAGGACAAACUUUUCCAGACUACAGAGUCAUAUGUAGAAUACACUACAGCUGCUGAGGAAUCAAUGAUGACAACAACUGGCAUAUCCAUAGAGGGGUUAACACAAAAAACUGACCACUCAAGCCUCAGCGAUCUUGACUCACCAAGUGAGAUGUCAACAGUAUUUCCAGUUGAUAGCGAUGCAAAUGACAUGGAAAAGCCGUCCUUGAUUAACAAAAACAUACCUCAGUCAGAAGAUGAACAUGAUGAUAUGACAACACAAAAAGAUAUCUUUUCCCAUUAUUCCACCGGUAGACCAAUUCCUAUUACUGAGUCUGUGUCAGGAGUAUAUGAUGAAAAGUUACAGGAAGACCUUGAAAAUAUUAUCAUUACUAAUAUCCUACAGACUUCUACUGACAAACCAGAUGAGGCUGCUGAAUAUGGAACAGAAAUAAUAGGUACAACUGACCAAAAGCCUAAACAGCCUACAGAGAAUACCUUGAAAAUAAAAAUGGGUGACCCAUUAGUAUCUGAGAAUACAUUGUACAGAAUGGAUGAACUUGGAAUUCUAAUUGAAGAGAGCACUACAUACAAUAUCAACGAGGAUAGUUACAAUGAUGAAUCACUAGUGGUAACUACUGAAUCUAUAUCCCAGACCACUGAUAUCACAACUACUCCAGUAAAUGAUAAAACUAAAGACACUCGGAAGCCAGCAAUUUCCAAAGAUGCAGCAAAUGAAAAUGAAGAGUCUGUUACAGAGAUUAAAACAGAUGUGCCAGUCACAGAAAGGAAUAGUAUUGAUCAUGAUGAUAACCUUCCAAAGGUAACAAUAAAGGAAAAUGAAUCAGUUGCUGGUACUAUAAAUGAAAACAGUUUAACAUCUGGAAUCUCAUCACAAAACAACAGAGAGAGUGGUAACAGUUUCCUAGAAACAACAGUUAGAAGUUCAUUGAAUAACAUGCAAAAUAAUGAAUCAACGGCAACUAAGAAUGCUGAUAAUAAAGUCACAGAAACCAUUGUCAAGGUUAACAAGGAAGCAGAUAAAAUACAAAAUGAAAAUAGCAAAUUACAUGAUAAUAAAGAUGAAAUUCAAGACACUGGAAAAACCAAUGCAGGACAAAACACCAAGAAAAAUCAAGCAGAAAGUGAUACUGAGACAAUUCCUUCUACAACAAGUAGUUACCUAUUUGGAAACAAUUCAUACAUCACCUUAACACCUGAAACAUUUAUGCAUAGUUCUGAAAGUGACACUAAUACAAUUAUUCCCACAACAAGUAGCUAUUUAUUCGGAAACAAUUCCUAUAUCAAUUUAACAAGUAACGGGAGUGCAUCCAUUUCUGGAAAUAACACGGUUCAUGCUCACAAAAAUGAGAUGAUAAAUCCUAUAAUAAUCACCAACAAGAACUCCGAUACUGAAUCUGAAAAUAAUGGAUCUAAACAUGACAGUUCACACAGCCUUCAACAUUCUGAUACAUCUAUAACUGAUGAUGAAUCUACUAUUUCCUCAUAUAUGACAACUGACAAACCCAAAACUACCACUGAGAUGGACAUCUUUGCUUCGAUUAUAGAACGCUGGACUGAGGUCCUUGAAAAGAUGCCAGAUGACACUAAUGUUUCUACUGAUGAUCUGGUUAUUAACGUUUCUGAAUUAUUAGAUGCAAAGUCAGAAUCUCCCAUAGAACCAACAGAGGAGAGCUAUGAAAAAGCAUCUGAAGAGUUAUCUCCUGAACACACAGAUCCUCUGCUACCUGCUAAAAGUGACAGCAUAAAUGAUAAUGAUGGUACAGGCAUAACAGAAAAAGAUUUCGCAGGUCAAUUUUUAGUGCCAAAUUCCCAGACCAUGGCAGGUUUUAUGGAUACAAGUCUUAUGCAUAAGCCAGAAUUAUCUUUUACUAUGCAGGAUACAUCAAUUCCUUCCACAGAACCAAAUUAUGAAAUUCAAACUUCCACAGAAAAAACUGACAUGACUACAGACGGUCAAAAAGAGCGUGUAGUUGGCCUUACAACCUCUGAGCAGUCAAAGGAGCCUAAGGAUAACCUCGUCAUAACAGAAAAUUCUUAUCAACUAACAACAGAAUCAGGUGCAACCACAUUCUCUACAGUAAUCCCAGAUCAAGUAGAGAUAGCUACAAUGCUCAUAGCAAAUGAUCAAAUGCCUGUGCUAAUAUCCCCAAUUUCUGGAAAAAGUCCUCAUAUUUUAACAACAAUGGCAUCACCCAAUGAAGAUUCAGUCAAAGCAGAUAACCCUGAGAUCAAAUCAACCACUAUAAUCCCAUUAAGCGAUGAAUUGGAAGAGAUUUCUGAUGAAGACAUCGUUGCUGAUAGACUUUUGACUGGUAAACCUAUCCAGGAACUAACUACUACUUCUCCAUUAGAAAUAAUUACUGAAAGGGAGAUGGAAACAAAUGGUACCACAACAGCAUUCACCAUCCCUCUAUUAGUAUUGAAAAACCAAGCAAUGCUUGAUAACUUACUGAAUGGCCAAGUGAAGAAUGGUGGAAGUCAAGUAGUUAUUAAAGAGCAAGGAAGCAAAGUAGCUAUAAGCUCUCCAUCUCAAAAUGAUGCCUUACAUCACCAUGCAUCCACGCAGGAAACAAAAUCAGAUGCAUUUGCUACAUCACAUUCUACAACAAUUAAUGAAUAUGAUCAAUAUACAACUGAUGUUCCAGCCAAAGAGACAACAGAAACUGCACUUCAAGAGAAUUCACAAAUUCCAACUGAGGAAAUUAGGGAACUGCAUGAAAAAAUUAGCAGUACUUUCGUGACAACAUCCCAAACAUUCCUCCAAACAACACUAGAUGAAAUACAUGAACAAAACAUUGGUUAUACGACAGACAAUCCUACCACAGUAGAUGAUACCAGCAAUAUUAGAAGUGCAUUAAAUGAAUAUCUAAAUAUUGAAAAUCUACUUUCAAGAAACUCCAACAGCUCUUCAGGUCUGUCUGAGAAUACUUUUUACCCUGAUGUCGAGGAAUCAUAUAACAACAAUGAAGAUGCAAUCAAAAACACUGCUACAACCAACAUUCCUGAUAUAUCUACAGACGAAUCAACUGAAUCAUUCUUUAAUGAGUUGGUCCAUACUAAAGCUAACACAGCUAGCCCUUAUUCUUUGGCACCUACCAGUACAAACGUUGUCAAUUUAGAAGAUGAAUCUACUAAGAGCAAAGUAGAUUUGAUGCAUUCUACAGCCUCUUUAGAUGAGUCAACUAUUUCAUCUGCAUAUAAUCAUGAAUCACAAAACAUGCUAUCAACAGAACAUCAACAAGUUGACAACUUGAUUGGAAAUUAUAGAACUACAACAAUACAAAGUAACACAGAAGAAAUUCCCAACACUUCCAAUUUUGCAACAAUUAUAAUCCCUUCUUCCAUUGUCAAUGGACUGCAUGGUGGACAUAUAAAAAAUGAUCACAUUCACCCAAAAACAGAAGCUUCAGUGACAGUAGUAAAUAUAGUUGACCAUACAACAGAAGCAUCAGUUACAGUAGUAAAUAUAGUUGACCAUACAACAGAAGCAUCAGUUACAGAAAUUACUGAAAUGGACCCUAUGACAGAAGUAGCAGUUACAACAGCAACUAGACUGCUACAGAAUGAGAGCAUUUCCAGCCCCCAGCAUUCAGGAGUAAUCAGCCGUAAGGAGGAUGAAGGACAAACAGACUAUGGCAGCAGUUCACCUUUCUUCAUACGAUUACCAGGAAGUCCUGAUCCAGUACCAGUUUAUAUCCAGUACGAACCUGUUGAAAUAAACUAUGUUCCCACUCAUGGCGAAGAACUUGAUAUAGGUUACAGAGACACCUUGAAAAAUGAUGAUGAAUUGGAAAUUACCAAUCUUUUCAGGGAUAACAUCGAUCUUGUAAACUCAGUAAGAGAAUACGAAAAUUCAUCAGCAGAGAUAGACAGUGGGGGUUAUGAAUCUUUUCCCAAUAUUAGUCAAAAUGGAGAGCAAUUAGCCAAUGAAACAGAUUACUUUGCAUUAAAUACAACCAUUUCCUCUGCAAGAGAAAAUGGCACACAGACUUUGUACAGUGAAACAGUGGCAUCUUCUCAUUCUGACAGUAUCCAUAAUAUAACACACGACACAACAGCCAACAUAAACAAUCAGCAUGAUGAACACCUGGUUUCUGAUAAAGGUGACGAUUCUGAUUACUUUAAGCCAAACAAGCCCAUUCUAAAACGUCCAGAUCCCUUCUUCGUAAUGGAGGCCCCUAAGCUUGGAAAUGAAGAAGAAGUCAAAGUUGAGAAUCCCUAUCAGCCAGAGGGAAAUAAUAGCUAUUCAAAGGUUAAAAUUAAUCAAAAUGAAGACAGAUAUUCAGUUGAUGUUUCAAGUCAGUAUGGCUUUGCAAGUUCUGCUAAUAAAGAGAGGCAACCGGGAACAGUAGAGGAUGUUCCACUUGGAAUUAAUAAAGAAAUUCUUUAUCCAGGGGACUACUACCUCCAUGACUCGUAUACUGAUGUUAAUUUAAAAUUGCUCAGGAAUCCGGUGUUCAACCUAAGACCAAAAGUAAAUACACCCUCACCAGAAGAUCUUCUGAGCCCUCAAUAUACACCAUUUCCAAUUACUACAAAUCCACCUCGCCAUAAACUAACAGCUUCCCCCAUAACUGCAUUGCCGCUAGUUACAUCCAUCAUGUCUUCCUCAGCGAACCCUGAGAAUUCCAUUUCAACUGAGGAACCAACAGUGACUACACAAAGACAUCCACCUAGUAUAGAGUAUUCUCCCAUACCUGCAGUAGACUUUGAUGACACUUAUGCACUAUCAUACAACCCUGACUACGCCUUUGGUAAUGAAGAGUCUAUCAUAGCACCAUAUGUAAACCAGUUUAAGGGAAACUUUGGAAACCAGGAAGAAACGGAUAAACAGUUCUUAGAAAAGAAAGGACAAAUAGAUAGUGCAAACCCUUAUUUAUCAGACCCUUAUAUAGCACAAGAUACAGAAGUUCAUGCAAGUCAGGAUAUCUCUCCUGAUGACUCUAAGGGAAAUCCAGUGCCUACGGACAACUUGCCAAUUCCAUCAGACCAAUUUAUGGCUCAUAAACAGGUAUGGGCAUUCCCCCAAUCGCGCGAGGACCCAGCGUACUUAACAAGCGACACUUACAAUCCGGAGAAGACUAGCGGAACGCAGUACUUGGCUUUCCAUUCCCCCCUCGACUUUCCAGGCAUCGAUCCAGCAUACUUCAGUUCCAGAAAAGUACCAGCACCGGAAUCGUCGCAUAAUACGGAUGCAUCACCAGGGAAGUACGACGACCAGGUAAUCCUCGACUUGAACAGGGAGUGGUCGAGGCCAUCUUACGAGGAUGACGUGGCAGGGGCAGAUGACGAGGUGCUGGGAGAAGCGCUGCCAACGGAUCAAGAAUACUUUCAACUGCCUCCAAGCACCGGGCACGGGAACGGCACUUCACCCGAGACUCAACACGACGUAGUCUUCGGACCGCAGUUUUUCACGUACCUAAACAGCCUGCCGUAUGCACUCCUGCGCAAGUUCUUGGAUCCAACCAUCCCAGGAGAGGGUGAGAGGCUCAAACGGUCAGCCCCUGUUGAAGGAGAACAGAUCUUCUGCGAAUGGAACAUAAGGACGGAACCAGGACUCUACCUGUUGAUGACCCUCCACAACCUCUCGGCGGCCUACACCGUUGACUGUCAUGGCGCCUACAUCGAGGUUGAGAGAGAGAACAAUGGGUACGAUGCUAGAUGGUGUGGCAACAGAGUUGGGCAGGCUGGAACUCGUCCACACGUAAUAUUCGCCAAGACUGAAGUUCGAAUAACAGUGUACGAUGACGGCAGGGGAAACAAAGUCAUGCCCACCGGGUUCGAGGCGGAUAUAGAAGUAAUUGACCUGUUCAACAAGAGCGACUACAGAGCCUUCAUGAGAUCCAACGCUUAUCCUCACAUUCGCCGUCUCCUCCUUGGGUAGAGGCAGGAGAAACGGCAACAUAUAUCAGUAACAAAGAAGGAACCCACCUGUCUCUCUCCUGAACUGGCAAGACUAGACCCAUUCACAAGGACCUGCAUCGUGGGAGACAUUCUGAUGGUUCUGAACAACGGGGCAUUUCCUGGUGCUACUCUGAAUUUUUCGCCAGACCUGCACUGGCUUCAUCAUAUCGUGAGCUGGGUUUCAGAACCUGCAGUCUUUCACUCGGGUCUGUGAUGAACGAAGUGAAAUGUGGAACUCCUUGCAAGCCCAGCGACAGUAUUAUUCUGAAAUUAGAAACAAAUAAAUAUAUAUAUUUUGCACUAUGCUCCUGAACGCUUAGUUUGCAGACAUUUUGAACGUUAAUCUGAUCUUGCACAGAAUUUAAAAGUUCUUAAGUUUCUCCAAGCUUAACAAAAAAAGAAAAAAUGCUCCAUUCUUUAAAAUGCUAGCUACUUUGCACAAUAUUGGAUAGUCUUCCUAGGUACUGGUUGAAGAAUAUUCGACAAGGCCUUACGAGAAUAUUCUGAAAAAUCUGGGCAUUACUCUCCAGGCAUUACGAAUUCUCCAAAUUUGUGAUAAGAAUGAACAAUUAGCGAUAGUUUUGCCGACAGAUUUGAGCGUACGAGCACGACACGAGAAUUCGAGUCCCACUAUUGUGCCUGCGUGAAUGUUGUUAUUGGUGGAGACACGUCCACUUGUGAUUUUUGGCAUUAUUCAUUAAGUAGCGUUUAACCAUUGUACAUAGUGCUUAGUCUUUAGACGCUAAGUGUAUUAUCCUUCCUUCGCUGUGGUUGCUGCUCUUUCGAAGAGUUGUUGUUCUCCAAGAAACUGUAUAGCCCCGUUUCUCCUCGUGUUGGGAAUUUAUUGAAGAACCCUUUUGAGAAACUGUACUGUCAAGGAUCUGCGGAAUCGUCUGCCGUUCCACGAUAGAGUAGUUGAUUCUGUGACUGUUUUAUCUAUAAUGACACCUAUGAAAAUUAUCAAUAAUGAUAAAUAUGAAAAUUAUAGCGCUGGUGCUGAAAUCACAGCUGAUUUUACCGACCGAACUCAAAAUUUCCGAUGGUGAAAAAAUUAUCUCCAAAAUAGAGGAAUGAUGCCACUACUAAUUUAAAUUUCGUUGACAAUGGAGGGGCGUGCCUGGGCUAUCGAGAAGAUCUUGGAGCACAGCUAAUUCAUCUCAAGGAAUUUCACUAAAAUUCAGUUGCUAACACUAACUAUGCGCGUCCAUAUUAUAAUUACCUGUUUGCAGUACCCUAUUAAUCAUUGAAUUGAAUGUGACUGUACCUGGAUUUCAUCGGAAUAACGAUUAAAUUCAGAAUAAAUUCAUGUUCGUCGUACCAUCUUGUACAUUCAUGUUAAGUGGUCUCCCUGUUGGCCCUCACUUGGUCCAUUAGGCGAGCCAUGCCAAAGAGAAAUCAUGAUGUCUAUUCUGAAUUAACAUUAAAUCUUGACAUAAUUAUUUCGCAGGUCUCAACGAAAUGAGAGCAACCACAACGCCUAAAUACCUUUGUAUUAGCUAGCAGCUCUUCGUGAUGAUAAUUGACUAACGUUUCCCCUCCGUUAUUGCAUAUGACCUUAUUCCUGCUAAUUCUGUUUCUACGGAUAUAUUAAAAGUCUACAAUUAGAUACGGCUGAUUAGCUUUACAAUUCACUAGUUUCGAUUAGAUAAAAAAGUUUCUUUCCAUUUGCAGGACUAACUUUGAAUUUCGAGUGCGUUAAAACACAGAAAACUUUUGUUUAAAAAAGAUCCAGUUUUUCUAAAUUCUGUUCGUAUUUCUCCCCAUCUCUCUCUUUUAUUCAACAACGGUAAUCUGUUGAUUUCUUUUAAGGAUAAUUGCAAUAUUCACAGACUUCCACCGUCUACUGUACAUAUAAAAAAGCCAUUAUGUGAGGCCAUAAAGUAGUUACCUGAUUAAACAGUUACUUUGUA